AUGUCAUAUCAAGCUCUGGAGUUCCUCAAACUCCAAGAGCAUCCAAGAAUAGGACCAAAACCAACCAACAAGGAUCAUAAACAUGAAUCUCAAAAGAACAAGGUUAAGGUGAAAUCUUUAUACCUCCAAAGUCUCAAAAACUUGAAGAAGAAGAUGGAUCUAGACGUGCUCUUUGCUUCCUUGCACCAAGAAAGAGUUUCUUUAUUCAUAAGCUUCACCAAAUCAAGGAAACAACUUCAAGAUCAAGCCACCAAGCUCAUAAACAUGGAAGGGAAGUUAAGGUCUCGAAAUGAAGAGAUGAAGGCUGGUCAAGAUGACCUAAUCCAUGAAUUAAGGUGUUCAAAUAUGGGAGAAACUCUAAAAAUCAUAAGUUUGGGCAGCAACAACCACCACGUCAUGACAUCCUUCAUGCAACGUUGUGGUGUCCAUCCAAAUAAGCGACCAUUACAUGUCAUGUCACAUCAUGGCUGUCUCUUCGCUCCCUCUCUCCUUCCCCCUCCACCAUUUGAACAAUCUAACCUACUUUUUAGUUUUACAACAAACAUGGUUUUCGAAAGAUUGAAGGUGUCACUGAAGAUAAGAUUCAGGUCUCUGAAGAUAUGGAAACCGAAUGAUGAUUCAUACAACAAGAUUGAAAAGAGUGAUAGCAUGAGGGUUGAGAUACGAAGCAGGAAAGCACGUAAACUUAUUGAAGAAACUCUUAGAGUCGCUGAUUCUCCCAAGUGUACUAAAGCCUACUCUUUCUAAACUAUUAGUAGUAAUAUUAGAAGUAACAAUAAUUCCAAUUAUUCCAUACUUGUGUUUCUGUAUAGAUGUUUAGUUUCCGGAGGUGUUAUCGAGUUCUUGAACCUUUAAAAUAACCUAAAGUUCGUUUUGUGUGAUUUGCAUGUGAAUUUUUCAUGUUAAAUAUGUCAGAUGUCAUGAUUAUUUUAUAAAGCAUGGGAGAUUUAUACUGUGUUA
Molecule: messenger RNA, 960 nt
Organism: Lactuca saligna
Lineage: Eukaryota; Viridiplantae; Streptophyta; Magnoliopsida; Asterales; Asteraceae
Source: the annotation of a GenBank genome assembly